Messenger RNA from Trichosporon asahii var. asahii CBS 2479, 1740 nucleotides. RefSeq names its product dihydroxy-acid dehydratase. The record is from RefSeq and is a predicted model, not a curated record. The transcript is spliced from 5 exons. Gene Ontology annotation, molecular function: dihydroxy-acid dehydratase activity. Lineage: Eukaryota; Fungi; Basidiomycota; Tremellomycetes; Trichosporonales; Trichosporonaceae. Gene Ontology annotation, cellular component: mitochondrion. Bases 1 to 1740 code for a protein of 579 amino acids. Gene Ontology annotation, biological process: branched-chain amino acid biosynthetic process.
AUGAUGAAGUCGGGCCUCAACAGGUACUCCAAGACCAUCACGGAGCCCAAGUCUCAGGGAGCCUCCCAGGCUAUGCUCUACGCUACCGAGGGUAUCGACUCCAUCGAGGACCUUGCCAAGCCCAUGGUCGGUGUCGCCUCUGUUUGGUACGAGGGCAACCCCUGUAACCGCCACAUUCUCUACCUUGGCCAGCGUGUCAAGAAGUCGCUCACCCGUGCUGGUGUCACCGGAUACCAGUUCGGUACCGUCGGUGUUUCCGACGGUAUCUCGAUGGGUACCACUGGAAUGUCCUACUCUCUUCAGUCGCGUGACCUGAUUGCCGACUCCGUUGAGACCGCCGCCGGUGGCCACUGGCUCGACGGUAUGGUCGUUCUCCCCGGAUGCGACAAGAACAUGCCUGGAACUCUCAUGGCUCUCGGCCGUCUGAACCGCCCCGGUCUCAUGGUUUACGGUGGAACUAUCCGUCCCGGCCACUGCGGUGGUGGUGACACCGGCAAGCCCCUCGAGACCCUCGACAUCGUUUCCGCCUUCCAGGCUUACGGCCGCUACCUCCAGGAGGGUGAGACCGAGGAGGCUGAGGCCACCCGUGCCCAGACCAUCCGUCACGCUUGCCCCGGCCCCGGUGCCUGCGGUGGUAUGUACACCGCCAACACCAUGGCUUCGGCCACUGAGGCUCUCGGUAUGGCCCUCCCCGGCUCCUCCUCGUACCCCGCCGAGUACCCCGAGAAGCUCGCUGAGUGCGACUCUGUCGGUGACGCCAUGGUCAACCUCCUCGAGAAGAACAUCCUUCCCCGCGACAUCAUGACCCGCGCCGCCUUCGAGAACGCCAUGGUUCUCACUAUGGCCCUUGGUGGUUCGACCAACGCCGUCCUCCACCUGCUCGCCAUCGCCCGCUCUGUUGGCGUCGAGCUCACCAUUGACGACUUCCAGAGCGUCUCGGACCGCGUUCCCUUCCUCGCCGACCUCAAGCCCUCGGGCAAGUACGUCAUGGAGGACGUUUACGCUAUCGGUGGUACUCCUUCCGUCAUGCACUACCUCAUCAAGGAGGGCCUCAUGGACGGCAGCCCCAUGACCGUCACCGGCAAGACCCUCGGCGAGAACUGCGCCGAGUGGUUCGAGAAGAACUCCCACAAGUGGGAGGGACAGGACGUCAUCCGCCCCAUCUCCAACCCUAUCAAGGAGACCGGUCACAUCCGUAUCCUCCGCGGAAACCUCGCCCCUGGCGGUGCCGUCGCCAAGAUCACCGGAAAGGAGGGUCUCACCUUCACCGGCAAGGCCCGUGUCUUCGACAAGGAGGACGAUUUCGUCAAGGCCAUCGAGAGCAAGUCGAUCAAGAAGGGCGAGAAGACCGUUGUCGUUCUCCGUUACCUCGGCCCCAAGGGUGGCCCCGGUAUGCCUGAGAUGCUCAAGCCCACCUCGCUCAUCAUGGGUGCUGGUCUCGGCUACGACGUCGCCUGUCUCACUGACGGCCGUUUCUCUGGUGGUUCGCACGGCUUCGUUAUCGGCCACGUCGUCCCCGAGGCCCAGGUCGGUGGACCCAUCGCCCUCAUCCAGGACGGCGAUGUCGUCAACAUCGACGCCGAGGCCAACACCAUCAACAUGGAGGUCUCGGACGAGGAGCUCGCUCGCCGUAAGGAGAAGUGGGUCGCCCCUCCCCUCAAGGUCAACAAGGGCACCCUCCUCAAGUACGCCAAGCUCGUCACGGACGCUUCGCAGGGCUGUGUCACCGACAUCCCUUAA